Messenger RNA from Castor canadensis (American beaver), 198 nucleotides. RefSeq names its product beta-defensin 103A-like. Gene Ontology annotation, biological process: defense response to bacterium; cell chemotaxis. The record is from RefSeq and is a predicted model, not a curated record. Gene Ontology annotation, cellular component: extracellular region. Gene Ontology annotation, molecular function: chemoattractant activity; CCR6 chemokine receptor binding. NCBI's taxonomy places the organism in Eukaryota, Metazoa, Chordata, Mammalia, Rodentia, Castoridae.
AUGAGGAUCCAUUAUCUGCUAAUUGCAUUGCUCCUCUUGUUCUUGAUGCCUAUUUCAGGUCAUGGAGGGUUCAUAAGUGCUUUACAAAAAGUACAUUGCAAGAUAAGGAAAGGCCGGUGUGCUUUGAGAAGCUGCCUUGCAAAGGAGGAACAGAUAGGCAACUGUUCAAGGAAUCGAAAAUGUUGUAGGAAAAAAUAA